GAAGAAGCUCAGUCUGCACCUCCUGCUGCUGAUUUAGACUUACGUGACGUAGACACUGGACAAAUCGUACAGCACCCUACCAUUUCCGAUUUAAAUUUCUCAACUGCUUCACUUCGAGCGCACAAUGAAUCAUUACCCAUCUCGCAAUUUCCGAACGAGAUGUUGGAGAACAUUUUCGACUUCUGCUUCGAUGGAUGGGAGUGGCAGCCCCACUACCGAACAAUAGAAUACUCAUAUGAUCACCGAACCUUCCCUCGACUGUAUCCAGGAUGGAUCCAGCUCACGCAUAUCUGUAGCCGAUGGCGUCGCGUUGCAAUUGGCUAUCCUCGCUUGUGGUCUACUAUUGCCUACGAUUCUAAACAGUGGUUCGACCUCUGCAUUAAAAGAUUACCUCCAAAGCAAAUCAUUGAUGUCACUCUGCAAAUCAGCGGCGAUCGGGUCGCU
Molecule: messenger RNA, 444 nt
Organism: Heterobasidion irregulare TC 32-1
Lineage: Eukaryota; Fungi; Basidiomycota; Agaricomycetes; Russulales; Bondarzewiaceae
Exons: 1
Source: RefSeq, a predicted model, not a curated record